This is a messenger RNA of Pochonia chlamydosporia 170, 855 nucleotides long. RefSeq names its product metallo-beta-lactamase domain-containing protein. The transcript has a single exon. Gene Ontology annotation, biological process: secondary metabolite biosynthetic process. Bases 1 to 855 code for a protein of 284 amino acids. The record is from RefSeq and is a predicted model, not a curated record. NCBI's taxonomy places the organism in Eukaryota, Fungi, Ascomycota, Sordariomycetes, Hypocreales, Clavicipitaceae.
AUGGCAACGCAGCUAACUCCUCUCCCAACUGUCCAACGGCUUAGUCCGCGGUGCGUCCGCAUACUUGGGGGAAAUCCUGGUAAAUUCACACUCCAAGGUACGAAUACGUAUUUGCUGGGGUCCGGCACUCGUCGCAUUCUUCUUGAUACCGGGGAAGGCAAACCAGCUUGGAUAGCUUCACUCAAGACAUUUCUGGCGGAGGAAAGAGCAACGGUAGAUUUAGUGCUCAUUUCUCAUUGGCAUCAUGACCACACUGGUGGGAUCGCUGAUCUUCUUUCGGCGGCUCCUGACGCAGCCAUUUAUAAGCAUGACCCAGAACCAGGCCAGAAGAAUAUUUUGGACGGCCAAAAAUUCCAUGUCGAAGGCGUCAGUUUGACCGCCAUCCACACCCCUGGCCAUACCAGAGAUCACAUGGUCUUCACGUUGGCUGAAGAAGACGCCAUGUUUACAGCUGACAAUGUUCUCGGACACGGUACUGCUGUGUUUGAGGAUAUGUCGGACUAUAUGCGCAGUCUGGAUAAAAUGCGACUACUUUUCUCAGGACGGGCAUAUCCAGGACAUGGCCCCGUCGUCGAGGACGGCCCAGGUAGAAUCACUGAGUAUAUUCAACAUCGGAAACAAAGAGUUGACCAAGUUUUGCAAACAAUGCGGGGAAUUGGAAGUACCGAUGCCGCUGGCAAGGUUUGGUCUGCCGCGGAGCUUGUCAGUGUCAUCUACAGUGACGUUCCGGCGGCCCUCCAUCCGGCAGCCAGAAACGGUAUCUUGCAGAUUCUUGAGAAACUAAGUCACGACGGCACGAUUAUCCAGCGGGGGCGAGACCAGUGGCAUUUGAACCUUGAAAAGUCCAUUCUCUAA